Dracunculus medinensis (Guinea worm) is the source of this 1194-nucleotide messenger RNA. NCBI's taxonomy places the organism in Eukaryota, Metazoa, Nematoda, Chromadorea, Rhabditida, Dracunculidae. The record is from the annotation of a GenBank genome assembly.
AUGAUUUAUUGGUUUGAGAAACAUAAAGCAGAUGUGGAAUCGAUUGAAGGAUCGACUGCCACGCAAUGGAACUUCCGAUCUUUUUGUGAUUUUGGUGAUGCGGAUAUAACAAAUAAAGGAAGAAGUAUUGUGGCUAAGUUUAUUCACAAAUCUGCGAAUAAUCUUUUGCCUAAUUAUAUUUAUGAUCUGUAUGGCAUAAUGGAUCUGUCAGGAGUGUCGACUGAAGCAGAUGAUAAUAACAGGUGCACUCUGCAAGUUCUUUCUUUCUAUGAGGUUACUUAUCCAGAAAUGACUCACUUGUGGCCUGAGGUCUCAACGUUAGAGCAAAUUGUACGAGGAAUCGACAUUAUGCGGCAGAUAUUUAAAAGUUUCUUCAGAGAUGCAGUAGUCACUGAAUAUUUGCUUUGUCAUCUUAUUUCUAGCACUUACGCUAGGAAGGAUGGAUAUCCUAUAUGCAGUAUGUCGAUGAAUCUUUGCAACAUAGAAAAUAGUAGUAACGUAAUUCAUUUGCUUCAGUUAUUUUGUGCGAAGGUAAACCAUAUUUUAAUUACAAAUGAAAGUUUAUCUGAACAUUUGCUACAACCGAGAAUAAAUGAUGAUUGCCAACUGAUGCAAAAUUCUUUGCAACUGACGAAUGGUACAAAUGUGGUUUUUGAUGAGACAAAAUUUAGUGGUGAAGUGCCGAAAGAUGUCAACACAAUUUUAGCAUGCAAAAAUUUGGCUGCUAUUAAAUUGUUAGUAUCGGCUCAAAAAGUCGAAUAUAUCUAUGAUUACUAUGAAUUAGAAUUUGAAUGUGACUUCAAUGUUUUGUUUUUAUCGAAAGCGCCUUCUUUAUUAAUAGAGCUCCCAUUUAUUGUUCCAGCACCAUCGAAUUUCUCCGGUGAUUCAGAAAUAAUAAAAAAAGUGAAUUUAACUGAUAAUAAAAUUCUUGAUCUAUGCAGAAAAGCAAUAUUUUUUUGCCGUAAUAAAGUAAGAACGAUUGGAAUCAGGGAAAACUGUAAGAGUAAGAUCACUGAAACAUUCAUUCGGAAAAGGCAUCACAAUCGUAAUACUGUCGUUGAAGAACUACAUUGGUUGUUAACUCUCAGCAAAUUGCUGGCUGCAUUAUAUGGAAAAAACGAAGUUGAUAUUGAAUGCUGGGAGAAAGCACAGACUAUGGAACUCUAUCGAAUAGAUUUGCUGAAGUACCUUUGA